Molecule: messenger RNA, 2676 nt
Organism: Rotaria socialis
Lineage: Eukaryota; Metazoa; Rotifera; Eurotatoria; Philodinida; Philodinidae
Source: the annotation of a GenBank genome assembly
AUGGUUAUUUGGCUUUUGUUUCUGUCCUUUUCUUCGGUUUUUGUUGAUGCAGCUCAUUUCAACGGCGGUACUAUUACAUGGGCACCUAUUAAUAGUAAUUCUAAUUCAUCUCCGGUUGCCAUUUCUAUCACACAAACCUACUCAUGGAGUUACCCUCUUAUGACUUGUACAACAAAUGUUCCGGUCUCGAGUGGUAAAGAUGACACGAAUCUGACAUGUAUCGCUAAUUGUUCAACUGAUGGUGGUUACUCAAGUGCGCCUAUUGACAUUUUGACGGAUUGUAUUUCUGCGAGUUCCACGCUAGGGAUGAUGACAAGUGAACGAACCGUCAAUAUUACACUCAAUAUUGGAGCGUAUUUUUACAUAGCAUAUCAAGGUAGCGCUUGGAGAAGCUUAUAUAAUACCACAAGCAGCCCUGAUUGGUCUAUUGCAACUCUGAUUGAUCUUCGGCUAAGAAGUGAUGGUAUAGUUAAUACACCACCAGUAGCCAAUGUUCUUUCGCCUCAAUAUGUGAUUGUCAACACUACAAGUCUCAUUAAUAUACCUGUAUCCGACGGCAAUGUCGGUGAUGAUGUACGUUGCCGAUGGGCUGUCAAUGGAAUAAUCAACGAAUGUAGUAGUAUAUGUUAUCCAGGUGCUUUACCAAAUAGUACAACACUAUCAAACUGUACUCUUUCAUUUAUGAGUCUAGUACCAGGUGCCUGGUAUUCUGUUGCUAUACAAGUAGAAGACUUUAUAAAUACAACAAGUAACUCACCAAUGAGUUCUGUUGCCGUUCAGUUUCUGAUUUAUGUUCAACCAACACCAGUAUGUUCAAUAGCGCCUGUCAUGAUUCCUCUGACAGAUUGUUUGGAAGUACAAACCAAUGUGCCAACGAAUUUCACAUUGUAUAUAAUGAAUCUAUGCAAUUCGAGUGCCACAAUUACUGACGUUAUUCAAUCGCAAACAAUUACAGGUAUGACGGCUAGUAGCGUGAAAAAUUCGACAACAAAUAGUUCAUUGGCAUAUGUAACAUUAUCUUGGGCACCACAGACAAGUCAAAUAGGAACACAAGAACUAUGUGUGUAUGCUUACAACAGUUUGAUAGUACGAUCAACACAAUACUGUGCAAUAUUUACAGUAACGGCGUCAACUCCAAAUUGUCCUGCAACAACAAUUGCUGCUACUCCAGCCAAUACAACAGCGUCAACAAAUAAAGCUACUAGUAGCAUUAAUAUUCCACUAGUGGUCGGUUUAUCACUGUUAGGACUAUUGCUAGCAUUAUGCUGUUGUUUUUGUUGGUUGUAUUACUUUUGCAGGAAUUCUAGAGGACAGCCGCGUCGAAAAAAAACACUCGAAGAAACUGAAGCACAAAAUAAGUAUUCAAAAUUACCAGAAUCAUUUUUUAGUCGAAAUUUUCCAUUGAAAAGGUGGGUUAACAAUCAUGGAUUUCACAAAAUGGCCAAUAAACAGGAUCGAAUGUCUUCUUUGAAAUCUUCGUCAUUAAAGUCCUUGUUAUGGAUGUCAAUUGAUGAAAAAUCGUUUACAACGGCUGGAAAUAACGAACGUCAUAAUUUGAGUCAAUCAUUUGCGCCAGAAAGUUCUCAAUCGAGUGUACCAGUUCCUCCACAGUAUGGUUCGAAGAAAAUUCCUCGUAACAAAAUAUCAGCCGCUAGUGAGAGCCCGGAAUUUGCUGCUAAUCAAAGAAAACAAAUAAUUAAUCAUCUGAUGACAUUGAAUAGUUCAAGCGCUGAUAUAAAGAUGCAACGUGUAAAUGUGUCAGUACAUCAUGAUGACUCUUUAAAUGCCAUGCAAAUGAGUGGAAAUAAAAUCACUAGAGUCAGCAAAAGUGAUUUAAAACAAAAAAGAACACCUAGUACUAGUAAACGAAGACGCAGCAUUUCGAUAAAUCACAACAAUAACAGUCAAGAGAUCGUGGAACCACAUGCAUCAAGAACAAAAUAUAUUACUGUGACCAGAAUAAAAGAUCUUCGUCAAGCAACACCAUUACAUUAUGCAUGUAGUUUUAACAGAACAAAUGAUAUUGUUCGAUAUUUACUGUUAAAAGCUGAUUCUUAUAAAUUUCAAUCAAAUAAAUUAAAAUCAAUUAGAGACAGUAUAUCAAAUAAAACAUCAUUACCAAUGAAUUCAAAAAUAGAUGAUAUUAAUGCAAAAACAACAGAUGGAUAUGAUGCUUUUUCACUUGCAAGAAUUUAUAAUAAUCAAAAAAUACUUGAAGAACUCUUUCAACAUAUACCAUACGAUGAUUUUCAAUGGAACGAAAAAGAUAAAAUAAUUUUCGAUCAAAUCUAUCAGGCAAUUUCAGAUGAAGAUUUUCGUGUCAUAGAUUCUUAUCCUAUUUGGCUUGUUAUUGAUGAAACUGCUGGAGAGACUCCACUUCAUAAUGCCUGUAAAUUAGGUUGCCCUAUCGUUGUACUGCAUCUACUUCAUCGGCAAUAUUCUGACAAUAAGAUUGAAGCAAAUAUAAUAUUUUUAAGAGAAAAACAAAACGGUUUUACGCCAAUUCUUUCAGCUGCUUAUGCUGACCAAUUAAAAUAUUUUGAACGCAUGCUUAAUAUUAUUCUAAAACUUAUCAUCACAAAUAAUUCUCCUGAUAAAUUUAUUAACGAUAUAUUCAUAGAUCGAUACGGACGAUCUUUAUUACAGAUUUGCGUUCUUUCUAAACAAAUUAAAUAG